AAAAAAAGAAACUAUUUUCGCCGUCAUGUCUCUCGGAAWAACAGCCCGGAGUUUGAUAAGACCGGUCCGCGGGUUCCUGGUGACUUCGGACUCGGUUCCGAAACGAAGCUUCGCGGCUGUCGCUGAAGCCAGAGCGCUGCUGGAGCACGAGCUGGACACGAUCCGAACCGCAGGGACGUGGAAGGCGGAGAGGAUCAUCACCUCCAAACAGGGUCCUCAAAUCAGUGUGCAAGGCAGCCGUGGCACUACACUGAAUUUCUGUGCCAACAACUACCUGGGCCUGUCCAGCCACCCAGAGGUGGUGCAGGCAGGAAUCGACGCUCUGAAGUCCCACGGUGCCGGACUGAGCUCUGUCCGAUUCAUCUGUGGGACACAGGAUCUGCAUAAAAAUCUGGAGCAGAAACUUGCAGAGUUUCACGAGCGAGAGGACUGCAUCCUYUACGCCAGCUGUUUCGACGCAAACGCCGGGUUGUUCGAAGUGCUGCUGGGCCCGGAUGACGCGGUUCUGUCGGACGAGCUCAACCAYGCCUCCAUCAUUGACGGGAUYCGCCUGUGUCGAGCAAAGAGGCUGCGCUACAAACACAUGGACCUSAAGGAUCUGGAGGACAAGCUCCGAGAGGCUCAGUCCUCUCGCAUGCGUCUAGUAGUGACUGAUGGGGUUUUUUCCAUGGACGGAGAUGUGGCCCCCCUGCCUGGGAUCUGUGACCUCGCAGAACAGUACGGGGCCAUGGUUUUCAUAGACCAGUGUCACGCCACUGGUUUCCUGGGAGCCAGAGGCAGAUUCCGUAACAAGAUGACGCAGGCCGGCUUCACCAUCGCAGGCUCGGCCCACCCCAUCUGUCCCGUGAUGCUGGGCGACGCGCGGCUCGCCUCUCUGAUGGCCGACGACAUGCUGAAGCUCGGAAUCUAUGUGAUUGGAUUCUCAUACCCAGUGGUACCAAAGGGCAAAGCCAGAAUCCGCGUUCAGAUCUCRGCUGCGCACACCGACGAGGACAUCGAUCGGUGUGUGGAGGCUUUUAUCCAGACUGGCAGAAAGCACGGAGUCAUUUCCUGAACGAGAUGCGGGAGCAGGAAGGAUUGAGCACAGCACCUGACACAUCAGGAACCCCGGUACUCAAACACUGUGACUGAUGCAGAAGGAAAUCUUAGUUAACAUUUAGAGGUCAAAGGAAAUAAAUCCUAUUUUUGUUCAUUCUUGGAUUAAAAAAAACGUGCUCUUUGCUAACGUGUAGGUGUUUGAAUUUGAAAAAAGGCUAAAUUUCCACAUUUGCUUUACUAAAUCUUAGGAAAAAAAAUUCUUGAAUCCACAAAUGUGAUUUUUUAAACAUUGUCAAAGCAGCAAUGAGGUUUAGUGUUGCUUUGACUAAUAAUGUUACAUUACUUGAGUUUAUAGAAAAACAAUAAACAUCUUUUAAAUCAAAAA
Austrofundulus limnaeus is the source of this 1423-nucleotide messenger RNA. It is a transcript of the gene gcat, whose product is annotated as glycine C-acetyltransferase. NCBI's taxonomy places the organism in Eukaryota, Metazoa, Chordata, Actinopteri, Cyprinodontiformes, Rivulidae. Gene Ontology annotation, molecular function: glycine C-acetyltransferase activity; pyridoxal phosphate binding. Gene Ontology annotation, biological process: L-threonine catabolic process; biosynthetic process. Gene Ontology annotation, cellular component: mitochondrion. The record is from RefSeq and is a predicted model, not a curated record.